Messenger RNA from Populus nigra (black poplar), 3571 nucleotides. RefSeq names its product E3 ubiquitin-protein ligase BRE1-like 1. The transcript is spliced from 19 exons. The record is from RefSeq and is a predicted model, not a curated record. Gene Ontology annotation, molecular function: metal ion binding; ubiquitin protein ligase activity. Gene Ontology annotation, cellular component: HULC complex; nucleus. The coding region runs from base 360 to 2999 and encodes 879 amino acids. NCBI's taxonomy places the organism in Eukaryota, Viridiplantae, Streptophyta, Magnoliopsida, Malpighiales, Salicaceae.
ACAGUUGCAACAAACAAGCGAAUUCCUCUCCCUCUCGCACUCCAGCUGAGACCGAAGAGAGAAAGAAAAAUCUCAUAUUUUUCCCCUUUUAAUUUUUAAUUAUUAAUGAUAAAAGGAAAUCAAAGAAAUCCACAGUGAGUGUAGACUCUUUGGUUAGGGUUUUUUUUUUUUUAAGUGAAAAGAAAACCAAACAACUUGGUUGGUGGCUUGAGUUAGGGUUUCGGGAAAUAUAGGGUGUCAUCUGUUUUGAAUCACGAUUUUUUGAAAUUUACGCGACCUCCUGUCUGUUAAUGUGAGUGAAGUUGUUGGGGGGCUGGGGCUGGGGCGGGGGCGGGGAGGGAGUUUCGGGUUUUGUUUUAAUGGGGAGUACAGGGGAGCCAGACAGAAAACGGCGUCACUUUAGCUCUAUAUCAUCUCCACCUGCUGCUAUGGCUAAAAAGCAGCCGUUCUCGCAUUUAUCCGAGGACAAAAAGCUUGAUACCACUGUUCUUCAAUACCAAAAUCAAAAGCUUCAACAGAAGUUGGAGGCUCAGAAGGUUGAGCAUUCUGCACUAGGAAACAAAUUCUCUCAACUGAAGGAGAAACAGCAACCAUACAAUUCCACAUUAAACGCUGUCAACAAGUCUUGGGAAGUGUUGGUUAGUGACUUGGAAACGUGUUCCAACCGCACAAGAGAGCGGAGCAAUGGGCAAGAUGUCAAACAUAUACCAGUUACAAAAGAUGAGAGCUCAUCUUUUCUCAAGGAUGCAUUCCUUAGCCGACUUAUGGAAACUGGUGCAACUGAAAGUUCCUCUUCAAAUAAUUGCCCUGAUCAGAUGGAAGUGGAUAUAGAAACUGGCUUUGAAAAGAAUAAAAACGUUGUACAUAAUAUAGUGGAUACAAUCAAUGGCCUUUGGCAUCUGAAGGAUGGAUUACAUGCAGCAGUUUUGAAACAGCUUCCAGAAGAUGAUGCAUGUAGGCAAAUGACAUCUAAUGAACUGGAGAUGGAACUUAAGAAUUUGAGGUCUGGGCUAAGUGACCUUCAUUUGAAGCACAAAUCACUGGCAAUGGAAUUGCAGAACCAUCGAGACGCUGAUGCAAAAAAUAAAGCAAAGCUUAAGCAUCUAAAAGGUGAAUUGGAGAUUGCAGUUGCAGAACUGAAAGACAGCAACUGUAAAUUGGCAACCCUUAAAGCAGAGAGAGAUGCAACAAAAGGGGCAUUCUUUCCAGUCUUAAACUUGGGAAGUAAGCACAUUGGUGGUGAUAAGGUUAGGGAUAAACAAAAGGAUCUGCAAGAAAUGGAGUCUGCUGUCAAAGAGCUUUUAGACCAAGCUUCUUCUCGACUACAAGAACUAAAAGAUCUUCAUGAAGAAAGGUUAAAAAUAUUACAGAAGCUAUCCAAUUUGCAGAACUUGUUGAAGAAUGUGAAGAGUAUAUCUUCAUCACAAGCCUACCUCUUGGUGAGAGAUCAACUAGAGAAAUCAAAAUCAGAAGUUCUCCAAUAUCGGGCCUUAAUUGAGAAACUUCAGGUUGAGAAGGAUAACCUUGUCUGGAAGGAAAGAGAAUUAAAUGUGAAAAAUGACUUGGUUGAUGUUUGUCGAAGAUCUACUGCAGUUGUGGAUUCUAGAAUUGCUGUUUUAGGGAAAGAAAUACAAAAACAGAUUAAUGAAAGAAACAUGAUUGAGACCAAGUUGGAAGAGGCAUCUAGAGAGCCUGGAAGAAAAGAAAUCAUAGCUGAAUUCAAAGCCUUGGUUUCCUCAUUUCCUGAGGAAAUGGGCUCUAUGCAACGCCAAUUAAGUAACUCCAAAGAUGCUUCUUCUGAUAUUCAUUCUUUGCGAGCUGAUGGGCAGUCUCUUUCUACUGUUCUGGAUAGGAAGGCCAAAGAGUGUGAAAAUUUGUCUGCCAGAUCCACAAACCAAAACACCGAGAUACAUAAGUUGCAGUCUGUGGUCCAAGAUCUGAAGGAAAGUGAACUGGAGUUGAAACUGAUUUUGGACAUGUAUCGGGGUGAAUCCACUUAUUCAAGGGAUGUCUUAGAAGCUAGGGAUCUCGAAUACAAGGCAAGGGCUCAAGUUCAAAGUUUUAAAUCCUCUCUUGAUGAGCAUAAUUUGGAAUCACGAGUGAAGACAGCAAACGAAGCUGAGGCCAGAUCACAGCAAAGGCUAGCUGCUGCGGAAGCUGAUAUUGCUGAUUUGAGACAGAAAUUAGAAGCUUCUAAAAGGGAUAUGUCUAGACUUUCUGAUGUCCUGAAAUCAAAAAAUGAAGGAAACGAGGCCUACUUAUCUGAAAUAGAGACAAUUGGUCAAGCAUAUGAUGACAUGCAAACUCAAAAUCAACAUCUGUUGCAGCAAAUCACAGAGAGAGAUGACUAUAACAUUAAGCUUGUUUUAGAGGGUGUGAGAGCAAGACAAAUGCAUGGUUCUCUGCUCAUGGACAAACAAAUCAUGGAAAAGGAGAUUCAGCAAGCCAAUAUUUCCCUCAAUUUAUUUUAUGUGAAAGCUGCAAGAAUAGAAGAUCAGUCAAAAUUCUGCUCAGACCAGGUUCAUAAACUUGUGGAAGAUAAGAUUCAAAGGUCAGUUACUUUGGAAAAUACACAAAAGAAAUUGCUGGAUAUGGGAAGAUCAUCUAGUCAAGCAAGAGAGUCAUUGGAGGAUUCACAAUCUAGAGUUGAAAGAAGUCGAUCUGCACUGCUGGAGCUGCGGAUAGAUCUGGAGAAAGAGAGGUUUGACAAGAGGAGAAUGGAAGAGGAGUUGGAAGUUGCAAGGAGAAAGGUUUCUCGUCUUCAAGCACAGACAGAGGGGUCUUCUAUUGUAGAAAAACUUCAGCAGGAGCUUCAAGAAUACAGGGAAAUAGUUAAGUGCAGUAUCUGUCUUGACAGACCUAAAGAGGUUGUCAUAACAAAAUGCUACCAUUUGUUCUGCAACACUUGUGUACAGAGAAUUCUGGAAAGCCGUCACCGCAAGUGUCCAGUAUGUAGCAUGAGUUUUGGGCAUAAUGACGUGAGGCUUGUUUAUAUCUGAGGGGGAAAGGGAAUGAGGUGUACCAUGUGGUUUGAUCAUGACACUUGUCAUCAAAUUCAGGUUCCAAUGAGGCUGUCUGUCCUUAUCAGAACCUUGACCUAUGGAUGCCCGGUGGUACAUGCCUAUUCUUAUGUUAGAGAAUUGUUGAGACAAUCCUGAUAGGAACCAGUGCAGUUCCUGUCCAUAUCGUCCCUGUGCAAAUCAUUGUAGAUUUAAUUCUAGGUUGAUUUCAUUUAGUUUCUUGACUUCGAUGUAUUUAUGAUGUUGGUUUCUUAAUUAACUGUUUGGGGCCACUGGAUUGUUUCGGUUUAUUGUUGCAGAUGAUCAGAAUUGAAGAAAUACCAUUGGUGGAAGGCCUUGGACGUUGUGGAAGCCAUCUUGGCAUAGCAACGAGAGUUGGUUCAUGCAUUAGAUGUCAGUUUUUCUCCAUCUAGUGAAAAUAGCUGUUAUGGAACUGAAUUUUUGACUGUACAGGUUUUAGAACAUGCAUUAGGUCGCAGAAAUGCCAGUUUACAUUUUUGUUUUAUAAACUAAUGACAUUUAUAAUAAAUAGUUUGUGCCUGAUGCGUUCA